Molecule: messenger RNA, 781 nt
Organism: Sesamum indicum (sesame)
Lineage: Eukaryota; Viridiplantae; Streptophyta; Magnoliopsida; Lamiales; Pedaliaceae
Product: casparian strip membrane protein 3
Source: RefSeq, a predicted model, not a curated record
AGAUCAUCCCAAUUCUCUUAUACUCUAUAUAGCCUCUACUUCUCCUCUCCCAACAACAAAAGAAAACAUGAUGGAUUCGACUAAGAACACUGAAGAAACUGCCAUCAACAUCCCUGAGUCUAAGUCGACCAAAGGCAAACAUGUUGUCUACACAGCCACCACGACGGCAACCCCACAUCACCAAGCGAGGUGGAAGAGAGGAGUUGGCAUCUUUGACUUCAUCCUGAGGAUCUGUGCGCUGGUGGCGGCUCUAGCUGCAACCACCACCAUGGGAACCACCGAUCAAACUCUACCUUUCUCCACUCAAUUCUUCCAGUUCCAAGCCAGCUACGAUGACCUCCCGACUUUCAUGUUUUUCGUGGUGGCAAAUGCUAUUGCGAGUGGCUACUUAGUCCUAUCCUUGCCGUUCUCCAUUGUGGGCAUUGUUCGUCCCAGUGCAGCUGGAAUCAAGCUUCUCCUCCUCAUCUUAGACACUGUGCUGGUGGCUUGCAGCGGCCGCGAUUGUGUACUUAGCCCACAAUGGGAACUCCAACACCAACUGGCUCGCCAUUUGCCAACAGUUCACCGAUUUCUGCCAGCGUGUCAGCGGCGCGGUGGUGGCGUCUUUCAUCGCCGCCGCCAUCUUCAUAUUCUUGGUUGUGCUCUCCGCCGUGGCUCUUCGGAGGCACUGAGGAUCGAUUUCAUGGGGAGCUUGUGAUAAUCUGUUGUUGAUUUUUAUAUGAAUAUUGUCACUUUGUAGUGGUGUGAGUUUGCACUUUGGAUUACUUCUCCUUAAAACGGA